Messenger RNA from Cimex lectularius (bed bug), 6937 nucleotides. It is a transcript of the gene hob, whose product is annotated as protein KIAA0100. Bases 104 to 6481 code for a protein of 2125 amino acids. NCBI's taxonomy places the organism in Eukaryota, Metazoa, Arthropoda, Insecta, Hemiptera, Cimicidae. The record is from RefSeq and is a predicted model, not a curated record. The transcript has 38 exons.
UUUUAGCAGUAGCCAGUAGGCUUUCCCGCUGUUAUACACCUUGCAGUCUAUGUUUGGCCGUAAUAACUAUCUGAAAUUUCAGAUUUACAGUCUGUCAUGAAAUAUGUUUUGGAUCGGUGAAAUCGUCUUCGUCUGUUUGAUAGUUUAUUACUUCGUAACACGCAUCUUGCCGUGGUUUCUGGCAUGGAUUAUAACGAGGUGUUAUCGCAUAGACGCGAAAAUCGGCCGAAUGCGAUUCCCAUAUCUCACAUUGCAUGACAUCCAUUUGACGACCAAUGGAUACACAAUUGAAAUUGAUCGAAUAGAGUUAAGAAGUAGUUUCUUGAGUAGUGAGGUCACAAAAUUAAUUAGCUUAACAAUCCAGGAUAUGCGUGUAAACAAAGAUAUGUGCAAUACGUCUGGUCAUUCGACUUGGAGACCUCCAGAAUCUGUCGAAGGAGCUAAAAUCCCACCACUUAUAAUCACAAUCGCUCAGUUUAUGUGCGUAAGGGUAAUUAACGUAACGUGUGCGAUUAUGGGGAAAGACUACGUUUUUCACGGUACUCUCAACGAAGUAAAUAUUGAUGCGUCGGUCGUACACAGCGCACGAUCAUUGCUGGUGAGCUCCAGCCUUGGUUCUUUAAAUGCGAGACUAUUUAAACAAACAGCACCAAAACUUUCGUUUACCGUAGCUGCAUCCCUUUCGAGCGAAGCGACUCUUGUAGCUACUACACCUUUAAUAAUUCAGAAUGUUGAUAUAAUGUUCAAAAAUAUAAAAACGAUUGUAGGAGAAGAUUUGGUGACAUCGUUCGAUUGGAUGCAGUCAAAAGAAAACACCACUUUCAUGGGCAAAAGAAAUUACUUCGAUUAUCAAUUAUUUAUUAAUAGAACUGCACCAAUUCUUCCUCAAAAAUUGUCGUUAUUGUUUGAAAAUUGUGUUUUAACUGAUUCGUUGGAUGUAGAUAUAGCUUCUAUGAAAAAUUUCCUUGCUAAGUCGACUUUUAAGCCUUCAGAACAGCAGAUUUGUGGUUUCAAUGGCUGUGGAGAUAUUGUCUUAGUUUUAGAAGGGUUAGACAUGAAAUCAACAAAUGAUAAUUAUCUUGAGUUGAGCAAGCUACAGAUUACCACCAAUGUGGAGCAUACUGGAAUCAAUUCGACAAUAGAAAUGCGGGAUUUUAAUUUUGCGUAUGAAGAAAGCAAAAUGAAUUGGAUCACCCAGUUUUUACAACUGGAUAAUUAUGGAGGUAAUCAAGUUAAAAGUUGGUCAUGGUCUGAGCUUCCUGUAAGACUGAAAUUAGAAUUAUGGAACAUAUCAAUUACGCUUAAAUUGCCUGAUCUUUCACCAGCAGCCUUGGGAUUAUCGCACUAUAAGUUCCGUUAUGACUCCCAGCCUGGCCCAAAUGGAGAUGUAUAUGAAAUCAUAACAGAGAGUGUAUGGUGCCAAUUGAAUAAAAUUUGGAGUACAUCCGCGUUAAGAAAAGAGCACAGUUGGGGUACUGCACUUUAUCUCGGGUUUUUCUUUGUCAAAGGGAACUCAUUAAUGCUAGAGGCCAUGAUAGACACUCUAAGAAUAGAAUGGAGCCCACCUUUCUCGCAAUUAUUAAAUCAUUUUCUGAGGUUUAUUCAAGAAAAAUUUAAAUCUAAAAACUUAAAUAAAAACGAAAUGGAAAAAUCCAAAAUUCAUCUGAACAUUGCCUUUACUAAAACUAAUAUAUUUUUUAUUGCCAAUAACAAGGUGUGUUUAAUGAAAAGAAUAGAAAAUGGAGUUUUUGAUUGCAAUUGGCCGUCUAAAUUCAGUCUUGAGGCAGAUGGAAUCAAACUAUGUUCCAUAACUCCCAUUUCUUCUUCUUUUGUUUGUACUCGAUCUCAAGAUAUAAAAAGCUACUACGGAUGCCUGGAUAGUAUUCAUGUCGAAUGUAACAAAACGCAUAGUAUUACAAUGGUGAAGGUUUCUAGGCAAAUAAGUUUCUCCUGGAAUCCAAACCUCCAUCUCAAAAUACGGGAAAUGUUCCUUCAAAUUAAUUCUUUCUUAAAAAAUCUACAGAAAGAUUUUGCACCAAAGGUUGAAACUGUCGAUACUUCAGAUAAAUAUAUGAAAUUAAAUGUGAUAUUAAAAGGGCACAUGAAAUGCCUAUUGAAACUGUCAAAUAAUCACAACUUCACAGUCAUGACUGAUGACUUUACUUAUAACUCAACUUCUGCUGACUGCGUUUGGUCUUCGAGCCUUUUGACAAUUGCUAUAGAUUCAGCAGAUAUAUUUACAAUCGAAUUUCUACACUUCACCACUUUACGCGAUCAUGAACUUGUAAGAGCUGAGAGAGCAAACAAUGAAGAAUUCAUCCUGCCAUGGAAUAGAACAUGGCUUAUAACUAUGAAAAGUGUUAAAGCUAUAUUUCCAUACGAGCAUAAUUUCUCUUCUGCAGUUCAAGAUGAUUUUAUUACCGUUUUUAAAUGGUUAAAAAAUUUACACAGAUCGCAGAAUUCCGACAGUAAUAAACUUCCACCUGAUCUGUUCAUCAAGAUAAAAGAAUUUUUAUUUGAAAUGAGUGAUGAUCCAUUUGAAGUAAGAGUUCGUGACAAUUACGAACUUCUUGAAGACGAGUAUAAGGAAAACUUAAAACGCCAAAAAACACUCGAAGAAAAGAUAUCUAAAAAGAGUAAGACUCAUUUGAUAAUGCCUUCUGAAAAGGUUGAUGACCUUUAUGCAGCAUUGUCUGCAUUAAGCACAAAGAUUUAUAUUAAGCGCUCAAAGAUGCUUAAAGAGCAAGGCACAAGAACGAGGUUGUUCGCUUGGAUAGUAUCUGAACUUCAGAUCUUAGCAUUGGCAGACCAUUCGAUUCACGGUCUUGAAAACGCUGUUGCCAACAUGAUUCAGAUUGACCAAAAGUCCCCUUGGCCUUCAAAAGGUCUAGAAUUUAGUACACUUUGGUGUCGGAGUAUUGUAGUAAAUUGUAAGGAGCUUAAGUUCCAACUACGAGAUUUCCCACAGCCCUGGCUGGUUUUCGGAGGGAUGCAGAUGUGGGGGAAGCUCGUAGGAGCAGAACAGGUUCCUACAAGGAGAGCUAAGAGGGUUGUCAAACUUGACCUUGGAGAUGGUUGGGGCACGACUGAUAUUGAAAGAAACAUGACAUCGCUCAAAUUCUAUCAUGAUCUUAAUUGUGAAGUAGAACAUUUCAGCUACGCUUUUGGCCCCUGCUGGGAACCUGUUAUUGCACAAUGCUACUUAAGUUUUGAGAAAAUUGUGAGGGCCUCAUUGGACCCAAGUCCACCGUUACCGUUGUGGGAUAAAUUGAGACUUCUCCUUCACGGCCGAGUUACUAUGGUUAUUCGCCAGUUGACAGUCCUACUUCAUGCAUCUCUCGACCCGUACAACAAGACUGAAGAAAUGGAAAUAACAUGGUCGUCUGUAGCUGUGGAUUGGACAAAUGCAAAAGUUGUUUUCAAUGGCGACUUAGAUAUAUACGUACGUACAGCUUCAAAAUAUGACGACUGCCGAUUGCUGCACUUGCCCAACUUACGAUUGAGUAUCAAAUUGGGAUGGGUUUGUCUAGGGGAUCCGAACGAUCAUCAUUCAGUUAUGCCUUGUGCACCUGACAAACUUCCUGACUAUUCAAGCAAUCAAGAACACGAUUCGUUCAGGGCUUUCAGAUCUCAGAAUUUAAAUAUUACACUCGCUUUAGAAACGAAACCGGUAAACGAAUCUGCAAAUGGACUUAACUGCCCUGUAGCACUCCUGUAUGGAAGCACAUUGAGAUGGUUUGAAAAUCUCAAAUUAAUAUUAUCUGGAGUGACCAGGCCAACAAGACGAGGGACGGUUUUCAAUACUUUGAGGCCUCGUAAGCUUCCAUUGAGCCGACAUUACAAACGUGUGCAUCUUCUGCUUUCCCUUCAUACCUUUCAAGUGCAUUAUUGGAUGUCAUUUGCGAUGCAGAGAGGAUUCAAACUCACUGGAGAAAGUAUUGCUUUCAGUUCAGAGCACCAGCUGUCUCUUGUACCAGUAAACGAUGGCUUAAAACACCGUCCUAGGGCAGAAUGGACUGUUGUUUACAUGACAUGUGAGCUCGGCAACGCUGAAAUUUGGCUCAGAAGUGCUCUUCCCAAUAAUGACCAAUUUUCCGAGAAGGUAUCUUUGAAACAGACAGUGGAGAAAUGCUAUUUUUUAAGCGUCGGAAAAGUAUCUUAUGGGCGUGAAGGAGCGGGAUUGGGCAAUACAAAAACACCAAUUCACAGGCUUGUUGUUUAUGGUCUCAAAGGUGCAUGGACAACCAGAAAUAGAGAUGUAGUUUUUGCUCUUUUUGACACGUUUAUGAAAACAAAGCAAUUAAGAAAGAAUCUUUCGACUGAAGCAUUGAAAGGGUUUAGAGGUGAAACUAACACAUUAAAGCCACCUGCACAUGGAAAUGACACUCAGUCCCUUUCAGCAAACGCGUCGAACAAUAUUCAGGCAACACCGUCACCCAUGAGCAAGCUACAAUGCGGCCAUGCUGCUACAAUGCUCCAACAGUUGAUUGCUGAAGCUGACACUAAAGCUGUAGUUUUCAGCGAUGAACCAAUUAUAGAGCCUAAUGAAAAGCAACUUCAGGGUCUGGCCGCAUGCCAACAUAGUGAUGAUGUUAUUUACGAAAACUGGCUAUUUGCGCUUGUUAACAGUCAGGUAUUAUUGAAAGGACCAGAAACUAAAGGAUAUGUGAUAAUAAGUGCAUCAAAAGCUGAAAUACUUCAAAGGGUACAUAGGCCAGUAUGGAAAGACAGGACACUUGUCACUAAAACAACAUGGGUCGGCUCUCUACAAUCAAUGCAGUACUAUGCGACUGUGAGUGCUGGAGAAAAUGAUUCUUUGGAUGAUAAUAUUAUGUGGUUAAAUGUGGACAAUAUAAAGGAUAAGGAUGAAUGUGUAAUAGCAGAGUUGCCUGACAUUCCUCAGUUAGUCGGAAGUGGUCGAUCUGUUGGUGGCGUCGUCAGUGAGACAGUUGGGGCCAGCAGUGUUGGAAAAAAUCCACCACUUCAACUCCAAAGGAUAGUGUCCAGGUGCAAGUGUGAAUUUUUUUAUGUGUGCUACGGAGAAAGCAGCAUGUCACCAAGUACGCUUAUAGGAGUUCCUACACCGCCUUGUGAAGACUCUACUUCUUUGUGGGAGCAUCACCUGCCUCCUGUCGACGCAUUCACACUUAUGCACCACGACUUAAAUGUUUGCACAAAUUCUCUACAGUAUACCAUGCUUUUGGACAUUGUUAACAACCUGCUUCUCCAUGUGGAGAAAUCGCGCAAAGAAGCGUACGAACGUUUGCAGAGAAUGAGGUUUCAACUGCAAUUACAAAGUGUCGAAGAUCAGAAAAGGCCGAUUCAGGAAGCGCAAACUCGUGUUAGAGCACUUCUCUGCAAGCUGCGAGCUCUAGAAAAAGAAAUGUACUUAGUGCAAAGAGCACUCGGAGAUGAGCCUAACAGUUCGCACUUACAACAGCAAAUGGAAAAUCUAGAUAAACAGGUUUAUAGCUGUAAAGAAUCGCUUACGUUGCGAAGUGAAGAGCUGGAUGCCAUGCUUUCCUGGUAUAAAGAGACACAGCUGGUUGGACAGAAAACCUCUAUGCUCAGAGGCGAUAACGUAGUUACUGUGGAUAGAGCAAGUGAAAUUUGUUUCAAACAUGCCCAAUGGAGGCUUACUGAAGCCGAUGGCCAAUUGGGAAUUGCAGAUUUGAUAUUAAGCAAUUUUCUGUAUACCAAAAAUUCAAAAAGCGAUGAUUCUGUAGAGCAUUUGCUAGAACUCGGCUAUGUUAGAAUGAGCAAUUUGCUCCCCAAUCCGAUUUAUCAGGAAGUGCUUCAGCCUACUGAAAUACUCAAUAAUAUGCCAAUAGAUCGCAAGAGAGCGUUAAGAGUGUUUUGUAGAGAAAAAGCACCUGUUGGUGGAAUAUCGGUCAAGGAACACUUUGAGAUAAACUUAGUCCCGUUAACAAUAGGCCUUACAAAAAAGUUUUAUAGCAAAAUGCUCAAAUUUUGUUUCCCUGAAAGAGAUGGUGAAGACGGUGAUCUUUCUGAAGACAAUGAAAGUUCCAAAAGGUAUAAAUUGUACAGUAAAGGUAAAGAGACUAGUUUCUACGUGCCAAUAGAGAGAAAAGAUGAUGUAGAAAAAAUGAAGGAAAGAGCAGAAAAGAAUAAGCUUUUCAUCUACAUUAAAAUCCCAGAAGUGCCUGUAAAAGUCAGUUAUAAAGGCAACAAGGAGAAAAACCUCGAAGAUAUAAGAGAUUUCAGCCUUGUUAUUCCAACCUUAGAAUAUCAUAAUGUCACUUGGACAUGGUUAGAUUUGUUACUCGCUAUGAAAAGCGACACUAGACGAGUUAUACUGUCCCAGGCUAUUAAGCAAAAGCUGCAGAUUAAAAUAAGAACUGGAAACGAUGAAGGAGCGUCGCCCCAAGAAGAAGACAAAGCGAGGAUGCUGUUUGGAAACAGACACAUGCCAGGAGAGAACAAAAGUUUAAAACGAGGAAUUUUCAAGUUUCCAAAAUAAAUCCUAGACUGUAACGGUUUGCAAUUUUUAAUAUGUCUAAUAGGUAUGUAUUUCAGCAAUUACUCAGUCUUGCUCAUUUAGAAGACAUUUAACACUUUAUUUUUUUAACUGUUCAUAUUAGUUUGGUUUACAUACAACGGAAAUCUAAAUAUUUCAAUAGAUUUCUAUUUGAUUUUGUAUUAUGAUUAUUUUGACUCUUCUUAAAGCUAUUUAGCUAUUACAAAAAAAUCUAAUGACACCAAAAUAAAAUACUAAUGUCACCAAUUGUUGGCUAAACUUGAAAAAAAUUUUCCAAAGUGAAAUUCAAACUGUUGAAUACUAGGAGGUACUUGCAACAAGUAUGACAUGAGUAUAUUUAUUCCGUCUAAUAUGUAGGGCGUUAAGGUUUUAUACUGUGAAAAUAAUUUUUCAAUGUUGAAAGAUGAUGUAAAUAAAUAUCAACAAUAAUGUAAAUAA